Messenger RNA from Helianthus annuus (common sunflower), 1390 nucleotides. RefSeq lists its product as uncharacterized. The transcript is spliced from 6 exons. Lineage: Eukaryota; Viridiplantae; Streptophyta; Magnoliopsida; Asterales; Asteraceae. The coding region runs from base 180 to 1220 and encodes 346 amino acids. Gene Ontology annotation, cellular component: chloroplast envelope; chloroplast thylakoid membrane. The record is from RefSeq and is a predicted model, not a curated record.
UCGUAAAUUACAACGCCAAGUCAAAACCCAACUUCAUACACAGCUGAGUCACACCACCACCGUAUCCAACCAUCGCCACCGGAAACACACACACACACACACAGCAACACUCGCCAGAAGAAGAAGAAUAACACAUCCAAACCCUAUCAUUCAUACAAUCAAGCUCCUUACAACUUACAAUGUCCACUUCUUACGGAUACCACCCCUUCUGCACCACCGCAACCUCCUCCACCAACCGCAAUUCACCGCUUCUAUCACCACCGCCACCGUCAAACUUAAUAACCACUAAAUUCAAUACCACCGGUACUCAAACUAACUGCUUAUCUCUCCAAUUGAAUCUAACUACCUCCUCUCGUCGUGCUCGAUUAAUUUCCUCAACCGCCGCAGCGGCGGCGAGGAGUAAUGUAAACCCUAAGGAAUCCGAGAAGAAGGAGGAGGAUGAGGUGGUGGAAGUGGAGGAGGAUAUGCCGUGGAUACAAGAGAAGGUUUUGGAUGCUGUUGAGUUUACUGGCUCGGUAACACAGGCUGUUCCUGGACCUAGGGUUGGAAAUUCGUCGGUUCCGUGGAUUCUAGCGGUUCCGUUGGCUUAUGUUGGAAUCUCGUUUGUGUUUUCGGUUUAUAAGACCGUUAGGAAGCUUACUUCGCCGAAACAAGCUCGGCGGAAGCUGGUCGGUAAAAAUGCAGAGCUAUGCAGAUCAAUAGAUGAGUUACUUGAGAAAGAAGGGAGUGGAGUACAACAAGAAACUCUAAAGCAACUGACACAGAAGACAGGCUUCAGCACAGGAGAAAUUUUGCGUAAAUACAUCCGAUAUGCCUUAAAUGAAAAGCCAUUCAACCCACAACUGGUUGCAGCAUUGAUCCAACUCAGGAAAGCAACAAUGUUGGAUGAUUCUCAAGUUGCUGAAAUUCUGAAUGAAAUUUCAAGGCGAAUCGUCAAAGAUUAUGGUCCAGUUGUCAUGGAUACAUCGGGAUAUUCUGAAAAGGGCUUAAGGAGAAAGCUUGCUGUCCAAGCUCUCUUUGGAAAGAUCUAUUAUCUUUCAGAGCUGCCGGAGUUCUGUGCAAAAGACGGCUCCUUGAUAGUGAAAGAAAUAUUUGGUGCUGCAGAUGAGGACGCUGAAAAGCUUCGGUUGCAUACAGUUGCAGAAGCCGGCGAUAUGGGUUCACUAGAAAAGAUGGUUGAUGGUUCAGUCUCGGAGGAUUCAGGUGAAGGCUCUGAAUGAGGUUUUGUUCUUGAAUGAUUUUGUAAGACUAUUGAGAAAUAUAGCGGCUCCAGAAUUUUUUAUUGUAAUAAUUUCAGUAACAAAGUCCAUUUGUGCAAAAAUUGGGAUUGAUUUUUCUUUUCUAUUUUUGUGCCACUUAAAGGUAUAAGUAACAAGGUCUCCUUCAGCCA